AUGAUUAAUAGAUCCCUCUGGCAGCGACACCGGAAUAAAGUCCUGGUUUCUUCCGCCACGGUCGCCUUUCUCUUUAGCACAGGAGCUGUUUCGCUGUACCUUAUCAAAAAGUGGCUCUGGAGACAACAGCUGAAAAUAACCGAACAACAGUUCGUCAAAGAGCAAAUCAAGCGUCGGUUCAUGCAGACACAGCAGGAUGCGCUUUAUACCAUGUACGAGCUGGUCCCCGUGCUUUCGCUUGUGCUGGUCAAAGACCUGGACGUGGACGAGAUUGUGGGGUCUCUGAAAGGCAAGAAACUUUCCAGAAAGCUCUCCCGGGGUUCUACAGAUGCUGAACGCGAUGGCAUCUCUUCCGGCAUGAGCACAAGCGUCACUGAAGCACACAUAUCUGGAUCCAGUGCGACUCCAGCUGACGCGAGAACCAAAGCAGAACUUUGGAAUGACCUCAAGUUCAAAUCCUUGGUUAAGCUUUGCACCGUCAUAUACAGCGUCUCCUCACUGCUACUAUUAACCAGAUUGCAACUCAACAUCCUGGCCAGACGGGAAUACCUCGAGAGCGCCGUGAAAAUGGCAGUUGAAAAAGAAUCCUCUAACAAAGGAUUCUUGGCGUCUUGGAUAAGCAGCUUUUGGCAAAAAACGCCGGCAACUGAUACUCAAGCUAGCAGCAAGGAAGAUUCGGCGGGUCCAGUGCUUUCUGAAGAAGCCCAGCUUACACGGAAGUCAAGUUACAUUAAUGAACAGGCAUUUUUAUCAUUUUCAUGGUGGCUGUUGAAUCGUGGAUGGCUACAGUUCAAGUCACUCGCUGAAAAGCUGGUUGAGCGUGAGUUUUCAGAAUUGAACCCGCGCGAUGUUUUGUCAGUACAGGAAUUUGGGGACAAAUUGACGCGUGUUUUGCAUUCCAUUAAUACGGAGCUUCUGGUACAAUGUGACGUUGAAGCAAAGGAUGGAAAACAACCAUUGAAGCAGACUUUACUUCCGGAGCCAAAUCUCGAGCAAUUUGUGCUCCAGCAAACGUUAGACUCCGACGCCUUGAAGUUGCUUUAUGACGACAACACUGUAUUACGCCAGCUUUUGAAUGAGACAAGCAAGUGCGUCCAAUCCACGGCUUCUUUGGUCGUCCUGGAGAGUCUUGUCAAUGACGCAUUUCAGUUUACGAUGCAACAUGUCGAGGAUAAUGUUGCCAAGAAAAGUAAGCGCAACCCCUCAGUGACGACGUCCAUUACUGACGAUGACGAGAAAUACCAAAUGGCCCUAUUCGCCGUCAGUUGCAAGGGGUGCUGUGACGAAAUGCUCAAGAGCGGAGUGGUGUCGAUGAACAACAUUUUCCUGCAAAGGCUGGAUUCCAUACCAGAACUGGAUGACCUCAGUGCCAGUGUUUAUAGUAAUUUUGGAUUUUAG
Lachancea lanzarotensis is the source of this 1398-nucleotide messenger RNA. It is a transcript of the gene PEX3, whose product is annotated as LALA0S05e03884g1_1. The transcript has a single exon. Gene Ontology annotation, biological process: protein import into peroxisome membrane. Gene Ontology annotation, cellular component: peroxisomal membrane. Bases 1 to 1398 code for a protein of 465 amino acids. NCBI's taxonomy places the organism in Eukaryota, Fungi, Ascomycota, Saccharomycetes, Saccharomycetales, Saccharomycetaceae. Gene Ontology annotation, molecular function: protein-macromolecule adaptor activity. The record is from RefSeq and is a predicted model, not a curated record.